This is a messenger RNA of Aspergillus homomorphus CBS 101889, 1290 nucleotides long. RefSeq names its product putative exo-polygalacturonase. Bases 1 to 1290 code for a protein of 429 amino acids. Gene Ontology annotation, biological process: carbohydrate metabolic process. The record is from RefSeq and is a predicted model, not a curated record. Gene Ontology annotation, molecular function: polygalacturonase activity. The transcript has 5 exons. Lineage: Eukaryota; Fungi; Ascomycota; Eurotiomycetes; Eurotiales; Aspergillaceae.
AUGUUGUCCCGUAUUGUUAUCUUCAUCGCAGGGAUCCUUUCCCUCCUUGUCCCUGCGUAUUCCCUCUCGGACACGACCAUGCGUGGGCGUGCUCGCUUAAACUGUGUCGUUCCGGCUGGAGAUUCAACCAGUGUUGAUGAUGUUCCCGCCAUUCUUGAAGCCUUGAAAACAUGUGGCAAUGGCGGGCGUGUGAGUUUCAGCAAUACAACGUACCACAUCAACUCAGUUAUGAAUACAACAUGGCUGAACGAUGUUGAAAUUGACCUGCAAGGGACACUUCUGUGGAGCACGAACAUUUCUUAUUGGCUUGCCAAUUCCCUGGAUGUCGGCUACCAGAACCAAUCCACCGCUUGGAUCCUGGGUGGCAAGGACAUUGUGUUUGACGGACACGGAUACGGGACUUUUAAUGGCAGUGGGCCAGUGUGGUAUAGCUAUGCCUCCGGAGUGUCGAACUAUCCGCGUCGACCGCAUCAGUUGACUAUCACGGCGAAAGACUCAACAUUCAAGGGGUUGAGAUUUGUGCAGAGUCAGAUGUGGACCAUGUCUAUCAUUUACUCCGAGAACCUGCUCUUCGAUUCUGUUUAUGUCAAUAAUCUCAACACUAAUGGGGGGUCCUCUAGGAACACCGAUGGCGCAAACACCAUCCGCAGCCGCGGAAUCACCUUCACCAACUGGCUCGUCGUUAAUGGCGAUGACAGCAUCAGUUUAAAGGGUAACUCGUCUGACAUUACCAUCGCCGAUUCGGCUUUUUCCACGGGGCUAGGCAUCUCGAUCGGCAGCAUCGGACAAUACAAAGACGAGUUUGAGACGGUGGAAAAUGUCCGGGUCACGAAUUGCACGUACAAGAAGACCACUCAUGCUGUAUAUGUCAAGACAUGGACUGACGACCAGGUUGGAUACCCACCAAAUGGUGGUGGUGGUGGUCUUGGAUACAUUUCCGACCUCAAAGCUACGGAUCUGACGUUCGACAACCUCAAGGGUACCCCUUUCACCGUCUCACAAUGCACAACAUUCUCAGGCGCUUCCGGGAACUGCACGAACUCCAAGUUCCAGGUCAAAGAUCUGUUCUUCGGUGAUAUUUCGGGCACGCUACCGUCGGCUAAUGUCAUUAGCUUUCAGUGCAGCGCGGUUGCUCCAUGCGAGAACAUCACAGUUGAGGAUACUAGUCUGCGAAUCACCGGAAGCUCGACGAAGGCGGAUCAGUAUCUAUGUGGUAACGUUGAGGGUACGGUGGGAUUCAACUGUACGGGCGAUGUGUGUGUUGGUUCAAGUGCUACUGGGGGUUGUUGA